Messenger RNA from Chlamydomonas reinhardtii, 6384 nucleotides. RefSeq lists its product as uncharacterized. Lineage: Eukaryota; Viridiplantae; Chlorophyta; Chlorophyceae; Chlamydomonadales; Chlamydomonadaceae. The record is from RefSeq and is a predicted model, not a curated record. The transcript has 23 exons. The coding region runs from base 238 to 5622 and encodes 1794 amino acids.
GCUUUGUGUGUAUGAAAAGCAAUAACCUAAUCCAAGCUACGUAUGUUUACCCAAGGGCAUCUCAAGCGUUGAAGCAACAAAAACACCUUCAGAUUUACUAACUUCAAUUGUUUUCUCGUGAGCUUCUGUGCAAAACGGUUGGAACGGUUGCUUAGCCUGUCUGAGCCUACCGGGGCUGGGUCGCACUCUAGCAUGCGUGCCAACACACCGCGGCCACUUUAAGCAGCGACUGGCGGGAUGCCUCCUGCGACUUUACCUGCUAUCAUCCCGCCAAAGCCUAACCCGGGCGCAACGGAGAGCUUGCCGGAGAGCUAUGGCAUCCCCGCGGCAACUGCCGCCCUUCGUGGCGCGCUUUUUGAGGCCAGCGGCCGCGCCAGCCCUAGUCUGGCGCCCAUGGCUCCCGGCUCGCCCUCGCGGCCACUCAGCGCCCACACCGCCUCGUUGCUGAUGCAGAAUCCCGGUCUUAAUCUACUGCCGGGGCACACCCAGGUGCCUUUGCCGGUGGGCAUGGGCGGCGGUCUUCGCAGCAGUAACCCUGCAGUGCCGGCGACGCUGCUCGGAGCGCUGGCGUCCGGGACUGUAGGCGGACAAGCAGCCCAGGGGCAGGCUCCAGGCUCCGCGGACGCGGCUGCCAACGCGAGUUUGGCGGGCAUGGGGGCUGCAGCUGCGGCUCUGCGCAUUGCAGCCGACUCUCUUGUGUCUCAGCUGGAAUCGGCGGUGGUGGCGCGGGAGGCGCAGAACCGUGCGCUUCUAACGGUUGCAAAGGACAGCGUCGCGCCCGCCGGUAGCGCUGUUGGCGGCGGCGGUGCUGGCGCCAUGAGACCCACGUCCGCACGUGCGUUGGACCGGGCUUUGUCCGUGUCGCGAACUACUGGCGUUGGCUCGGGUCUGGGUCCAGCAGCCACCGAUGACAAACUGGCUUGGGUGCGCAACGUGGUGCGACAAACGGAGGGCGGACAGGCGUACGCAGCGGCGGCUGAGGAGCGGGAGCGAGAACGUGCCGGCAGUGUGAACGCGCCUGGCGGUGGGGUGGAGGCCAGUAGCGGCUCGGCGACUGGUUUGGACGGUUCACUAAGGCGCGGCCUGCCGCUGCCCGCGCUGCGGCCCAGCAAGCGCGAGGACGCGCUGCACCUGCAGUCCUGGCUCGCUGACACAAUGCAGCAAGUCAUGUCCGCAGCCGCAAAACAGCAACAGCAACAGCAGCAGCUGCAAUCACAGGCCGCGUCUGCGGACGCACCCACCGCCUCGGACCCGGGGCUGCAGGCCGCUGCGGCUGCGGAGCUGGCGGACGCGGCGCUGUACGUGGUGGGCGUGGGCAUGGAGGAGCUGCGGCGUCAGGUGGCGGCGGAGUGCCGCGAGCGCGGUGAGCUGCUGGGGGUGCUGGCGGAGCAGCAGGCGGGGCUGGUGGCGCUGCGGGGUGCGCUGGCGGCGGAGGCGCGCGCCGCCGAGGUGGCGGCGGCGUGGUCGGGCGUCCUUGCUGAGCGGGACCGGCUCACGCAUGACGCGGCCUCCUCAGCGGAGCAAGAGGCCGCAGGCGGAAGCGCGGGCGGGGCAGUAGCGGUGAUGGCGACGGCGGGCGGCCUUGCGGCGCAGCUUAUGGCGGCGCAGCAGGCCGCAGCGGCGGCGACACGGCGGUUCGCGCUAGCUGACGCGGCGCUUGCGGGCGAGGUGGCGCGGCGGGCGGCGGCGGAGCAGCAGCUCGAGGCGGCCAGGGAGCUUCUCCGGAGGCAAGAGGCUGAGUGGCUGCACCACCGCACCAUGAACCAGCGCUUCGAGGCGGAGCGGGCCGGGCUGCGGGACGCAGUGGAGGCAGCCAAGCGCCAGGCAGCGGAGGCAGCAACCACCGCCGCCGUAGCGCGCGACCAGACCCAGGAUGGCCGCGAGGAGGUUGCGCGUCUGGAAUCCGCGCUGGUGUCCAUGCGUCAGCAGUACGAGGGGAACGAGAUCCUGGUGGUGGCGCAGCGGCAGCAGGUGCGGGAGCUGGAGGCGGCGCUGGCGGACCUGCGCGAGCAACACCGACAACAGGCGGUGGCGCUGGGCAAGGUUGGCAAAGUGACAGAGCAGUACGAGACCGCUGCCGCUGACCUGCGCGCCGACUUGGAGGAGCAGCAGGCGCGAGUGGCGGAGCUCUCAGAAGCGCUGGCCGGCCGCACCAAGCGGCUCUCAGAGGUGGAGGACAGCCUGGUGGCAACGGAGCGGGCGCUGUACGAGGUGCGCGCCACGCUCAAGUCUAGCGAGGCCGCCGCCGCCAAGGCCAGUGCGGAGAGCGAGGCCACACUUCGGAAGCUGCGGUUGGAGCUGGCGGAUGCGGUUGAGGCGCGGCGGCAGGAGACCACUCGCCGAGAGGAGCUGGAGCGGGAGGCCGCCACCAUCACGGAGCUGGUGAAGCUGGUCGCGCGGACCAUGAUCAUGCAGGGUCUUGAGGGCGUGCCCAACAUCAACGACAAGAGCUGGAACAGUCCGGGCCCGCUGGGCGCAGCGCAGCGCACGCUGGGUCUGACCACGACGCAGCUGGCCAUGCUGUUCGGGCACAGCGAGGACAUGGGGCGGGAGCUGCGGGCCGCGACGGCAAAGCUAACCGAGGAGAAGGAGGCAAACGCCAAGCUGCAGCGUGAGCUGAAUACCAGCAAGACGGCCGAGGCCAAGAUGAUUCGGGAGAAGGAGGUGCUGGACAUGCGGGUGGCCACGCUGGAAACCGACCUGCGCGCGGUGCAGAGCGACGCGCUCAAGCAGCGCGCGGCGGCGGUGGACAGCGAGGCGCGCAUCAAGGUGCAGCACGAGACCAUCAUGGCGCUGCAGGCACAGGUCAAGGAGCUCCCGCCGCUGAAGAAGCGUGUGGACGCACUUCAUAUUGACCUGGAGCUGUCCAAGAAGAGUGACGAGGAGGCGCGCGAGGCGCUGUCACUCACACGAGCCAAUCUUGACAAGUCUGACGACACGGUGCGCUACUACAAGUCGGAGGUGGACCGGCUGCUCGCGCAGAUCGCCUCAUUGCAGGAUGACAUCAAGGGCCUGCGGGUGGCUGCGGCCCGGCUGGACGAGGAGCAGGCGCGCGUCAAAGCGCUGGAGGCGGAGGUUACGGCGCUCACGCACCAGCUGGACGUGACGGCGGAGAGCCACAGCGAGACGCUGCGGCAGCUGGAGCUCGCAAAGUUUUUCCUGCAGGGCCUGGAGGCCAACGCAGGCAAGGCCGACACGCCGGGCUCACCCACCCGCACGGGCCACGGCGGCCUCAGCCCCACCCGUACCGCAGCCGGCGCCGCUGGCAGCACCGCCGCCAUCGGCGGCGGGCCGCCCUCGCCCUCCCGCUCGUCCGUCACCUCGCCCUCGCGCUUCUCUAGCCGCCCCUCCGCCCUGGAGCCGACACCCCCGGGCGACGGCAUUGCGCCCGCUGCCAACAGCCCUGGGGGUGUGGCGGGAGAGGCCAGUGCUGUCUCGGGCGGCGGGGGCUCCGCCGCGCCCAGCCGCCCCUACUCCGCCUUCAGCCGCGUCGGGGGGCCUCCGCCCCCCGGCGCGCUGCUGUACACGGCCGGGAAUGUUGUGCUUGCAGGCGGGAGCGCGGGUGGCUCAAGGCCGGGCACGGCUGGGUCACGCAGCAGUCGGCCGGGCAGUGCACUGCCGCGCGGCGGGGCGGGGCGGCAGAGCCGGCCCCUGAGCGCCGUGAGCGUGGGCGGCCCCGAGCUGGACCCCGAGGACUCCAUGUUCCACACCGACAUGCCGCAGGAGGUGUUUGAAAUCAUGGAGGCCCGCGGCCUGCUGGACAAGCUCAACACCAGCAACGCCAAGUGGGCCAACGUCAAGAUCGGCAUCAUGGCCUGGUUCUCUGCCAAGCUGCGCAAGCGGCUGCUGGAGGUGACGGAGCAGCUGGCGGCCAAGGACCUGGAGAUCGCGCAGCUGCAUGUCAGCUACCUGACUGAAAUGACUGCACGCGAGGAGUUCAUCAGCACGGAGCUGCUGCCGACCCUCAUUCCCGCCAUGGAGAGCGCCAUGACGGACUCGCAGCGUGAGGUUGCGGAGGUGCGCUCCCAGCUGCCGAGCGCGCGCCGCGAUCUGAACGCGCUCGCUGCCAACUGCGCCGUCCUGGCACUCAGCCUCAAGGGCUACCGGGAGCGGGAGUCCAACGCUGCCAAUCACUCCACCCAGACCGAUGCGGAGGCGGCGGACGACUGGAGCCGCUUCGCCACCAGCCUGCCGCCGCUGCACCCGCAGAUGUCGCUGUCGCUGUCCAGCCUCACAGACACCAUCGUGCGGAUCUACACGCGCGCCGAGGCUACCGUGGAGGACGUGCCGACCUGGGGUCCGCCGCGUCAGGACACGGUGCAGGACGCCGUGAUGGGCCAUUACUCCAGCCAGCGCGCUCCCGGCACCUUCAUCGCCGACCUGAUCCGCGACCCCGAGGGCCCCAUCGCGCGCCUGCUGGGCUCGGCGCAGCUGCACGCGCGGAACACCAAGGUGGCGUGCUUCCUGUACUUCCUGGGCCUGUCGCCCGAGGGCGUGCACUGGCCCUCCCCCGCCUGGCACUUCUUCCUGCACACGCUGCACUGCAUGCGCAUCCUGACCGGCGGCACCUGGCGCGUGCUGGCCAAGCGCUGGGGCUCACCAGAGGGCGUGCAGAUCCCCAUGCCUGCUGUGCUGGACCUGGUGGGCAACAUGUUCAACGUGCAGGCGCCCGGCGACCUGGACGGCGCAGUCAGCGUGCGCCUGGCCGCCAUCGUCACGCCCGGCGCCGCCGGGCCCGCUGUGGACCUGGACGCGCUGCUGCUGCUGCUCGUGCGAGAGUACAACAGCGGCAACUGCCCGCGCGCGCCGAUGCUCUUCCCUCGCCGCCUCACCGACGGGCAGCUCUUCAACAUCUUCAACAGCGCCGGGCACAACGCGCACGUGGACACGUUGCGCGCCUCCGCGGCGGAGAAGUUCAUCGGCGCACCCACAGCGGGCCCAUCAGGCAGCGUGCAGCUGCGACGCGGGGGAGGAGGGGGCACGAAUGGCGCGAGACCAGGGACAAGUGCUUCGGUCGGCAGCAGCGGCUAUGGCCCGGGCAACAGCCUGAGCCGCCCGGGCACGAGCGCAAGCAUCGGGCUCAUGUCGCCGGGGACACCACAAGCAGGCGUAUUGCGCGACGGACCGUCUGCGUACGCGCAGCAGCCACACCUCACCUCCUCCUUCAGCCCGCAGUCGACCUACAACCUGGUUCCAAGCCCAGGGGCUGCGGCAGGCGGACUGGACCCCUCACACCCGCACGGUGACGUGGUGGAUAGGAGCCUGGGGAGCCCAGGCUAUGCGCCGGGUACCGGCGGUGGCCAGAGCUUCAUGGUGGGGGAGCACUCGCGUGUUAUGUUCCACGCCAACGUGCCGGACCUGGCAGAGGGCAGCAGCGUAGGCAUGGGCGCGGCAGAAGCCUCGAAUCCAGCGGAGUCGGGGCUGGAGGGCGGCCCGGGCGGCUCCAUGACUGUCAGCUUCGAGAUUGGGCACAGGAGCCACCGGGUUGCGUCACAGGCGUCCCUGGCGGCGGCACCGUCGGCAGCAGCCGGCGGUGGUGGGGGCUCCGCCGGGCCGUCGCCCAGUCCAAGCAGCAGUCGGCUCACAGCGCUGCCGUCGCCGGCUCGGUCCCAGAAGCGCUGACCCGUUCCAGGCGCGCGAGAUGCCGGGGCCUGAGUGCGCUGGGGUCAUGUGUAGUCGAGGGCAGGUUGAGGUUUGAUAAGGUAGGCUGCGUUGCACCUGCGGGGUCCAUAGCUUGCACGCCGCAAUGUUGAGCGGUGUUGGCCUCAAAGAGCGGCGGAGCCAGAACCCCGGCGGCGGUUGAGGCAGGUUUGAGGCAGUGUGCAUUGGGGUUUACGCGGGUUAAACACUUACGAGUGCGCUGGGCUGCACUACAAGCUGCUGGGAUAUGCACGUGUGUGUAUGUGUGUGUGCAUGUGUGUUGCGGAAUGCUGUUACGGUUCCGUUUCCAUCCAAGGCAGGAAUUCUCGCUGACCGACGGUGCGGCUGGUAGAUAACUUGAUGCAGGGUGCGUAAUUACUACUGUCUGGCUGUGGACGUGGACGUGGAGAUACCGGUACCUGGGGCUGGCAUUCUGAGCUUGGCUGGUGAAGGCAGCUGGUGAAGGCAGCCCGUGGAGCCAUGCAAGGCGGCAAUGUGUGUGUCUGGGUGGAGGAGCUACCGUAUGUGGCUACAUCUGCUGACGAGGGUUGACGACGUGAGAAUCCGGUUGCGUCCCCCCUGGCGCAGGGUAUGCACGCAUCGGGCAGCGCGACACUAAGUUAAUGAUCACGGAGCUGAGGGUGGUCCAAUACCGUGGUCCAAUGCGCCGGUGCUCUAAUGACCGCGGGCGGCGGGCGUGCACUUCGCUGCUGCGCAACAUUUAAGCCUCAGAGCAAUAUGUCA